GCCAGCCUACGUAGCAACCAAGUUUAUCUUUGUUCUGAACAAAACAAGUAACAAAACACACUACUGCUCUAGUACCAGUAGUGAGUCCUUCCCGUCAUUAUGGAGCGCAGGAAGGCCAUCGUCGCCAGGAUGCGGGACCUGCUCGCCCGGGCCGCCUCCGCGCAGGCAGCGCACUGCAGGCUCCGCCGAUCAACCGCCGCCACCACCGCCAGGAAAUGGAAGAGGGCGGUAGGCCGAAUCCAGAAGAGGGGGGCCUGCAACGGCGAGGACGGCCAUGCGCGGGAAGAGGAAGACCACGGCGCGCUACUGGCCUCGGCGUCGUCGUCGUCCAUCUCCAGCUGCAACGGCAGCGGCUUCAGCUGCAGGGACGCCACCGCUGCCGCCGAUGCGGAGGCAUGCUGCUCGUCCACUGCGGUCAGCUGUCCGUGGCCGGCGACGCUGCGGCUGUCUUCAUGUGGCAGCGGCUCGUGGUCGUCGGACGAGAACGACGACGACGACGUCAGGAUGGCUCACUGGGUCACCACCGAUUCUGACUGUAAGUAUAUACAAUCCUGUUCCCUGGUCACAAAUUCAAAACCAAAAUUUUCAGUUGUGGUGUUGGAGCUCUAGCUAGCCACGAAGAUGCAGCAUGCACAUGCUGACAUGACAUGAAUGAUAUAUGGAUAUGACCUGCGAAUAAACUUCAUUAACGUGUUCGUGCUUCUUCAUUACUGUUAUUGGGAUGAACUUCAUUGUUUAUUGCAAAACCCAAUAUUGUACCGCGAUUCAAAAUUGAAGAUGAACAAACCAUCUCUUAUUUUUC
Zea mays is the source of this 802-nucleotide messenger RNA. RefSeq lists its product as uncharacterized. Lineage: Eukaryota; Viridiplantae; Streptophyta; Magnoliopsida; Poales; Poaceae. The transcript is spliced from 2 exons. The coding region runs from base 100 to 609 and encodes 169 amino acids. The record is from RefSeq and is a predicted model, not a curated record.